Nematolebias whitei (Rio pearlfish) is the source of this 2011-nucleotide messenger RNA. RefSeq names its product zinc finger protein 143b (gene znf143b). The record is from RefSeq and is a predicted model, not a curated record. Bases 85 to 1968 code for a protein of 627 amino acids. Gene Ontology annotation, biological process: regulation of transcription by RNA polymerase II. Gene Ontology annotation, molecular function: DNA-binding transcription factor activity, RNA polymerase II-specific; RNA polymerase II cis-regulatory region sequence-specific DNA binding. The transcript has 15 exons. Gene Ontology annotation, cellular component: transcription regulator complex; PcG protein complex. NCBI's taxonomy places the organism in Eukaryota, Metazoa, Chordata, Actinopteri, Cyprinodontiformes, Rivulidae.
AGAGACUUUGCUGAUCGUUUCCUGCACUGUUGCAUGGUGGUCGAACAGGAGGAAUUGUUGGAAAUUUUUUGGAGCAGCUAAAGCAUGCUCUUGGCCCAGAUAAACCGGGACUCCCAGGGAAUGUCAGAGUUUCAUGAUGCAGAUGGGCAGCCGGUUACUCUCUGCCUGACAGAGGCUGUGACGGUGGCAGAUGGCGAUCAGAUGGAGAGCAUGGACACCGUGAGCUUGCAGGCCGUUACUCUUGCAGAUGGUUCCACAGCGUACAUCCAGCACGACUCCAAAGCUUCGUUUUCAGAUGGACAAAUCAUGGACGGUCAGGUGAUCCAACUGGAGGACGGCUCGGCUGCCUACGUUCAGCACGUGUCCAUGCCUAAAACGGGAGGAGACAGUUUACAGCUUGAAGACGGACAGGCCGUCCAGUUAGAAGAUGGAACAACUGCUUAUAUUCACACACCCAAAGAAACUUAUGACCAGAGUGGCUUGCAGGAGAUCCAACUGGAGGACGGAAGCACCGCCUACAUCCAGCACACGGUACACAUGCCGCAGCCCAACACCAUCCUGGCCAUCCAGGCUGAUGGCACCAUCGCAGAUCUGCAGGCUGAGGCCACAGCGAUUGACCCAGAAACCAUCAGUGUUCUUGAACAAUACAGCACCAAGGUAGAGAAUGUAGAAAACACUUCGGGAUCUUUUGGCAGAGUAGAAACGGACAUUGGCGUCCACAUGCGGAUUGUGUUACAGGGUCAAGACAACAGGCCACAAAGAGUGUCAAAUGUAGGGGAGAAGUCUUUCCACUGUGAAUAUGAGGGCUGUGGGAAGCUCUACACAACUGCCCACCACCUCAAGGUGCACGAGCGCUCCCACACUGGUGACAAACCGUACAUCUGUGAAUAUCACGGCUGUGGGAAGAAGUUUGCAACAGGUUACGGGCUGAAGAGUCACUCACGCACACACACGGGGGAAAAGCCAUACAGAUGUCAGGAGCUAAACUGCUGCAAGUCCUUUAAAACCUCUGGAGACCUUCAAAAGCACACAAGGACUCAUACAGGAGAAAAGCCUUUCAAGUGCCCAGUUGAAGGCUGUGGCAGGUCGUUCACCACCUCCAACAUUCGCAAAGUUCACAUCCGAACACAUACGGGAGAGCGGCCGUACUUCUGCUCUGAGCCCAGCUGUGGGCGCUCAUUCGCCAGUGCCACCAAUUACAAGAACCAUAUGAGGAUUCACACUGGAGAGAAACCAUAUGUGUGCACAGUGCCUGGGUGUGAAAAGCGCUUCACGGAGUACUCCAGCCUUUAUAAACACCAUGUUGUCCAUACACCCUGUAAACCUUACAACUGCAACCACUGCGGGAAAACCUACAAGCAGAUCUCCACGCUCGCCAUGCACAAACGCACAGCUCACAAUGACACCGAGCCCAUCGAAGAGGAGCAGGAGGCUUACUUUGAACCACCAACAGAUGCAAUUGAUGAUCCCAAUGCGAGCUACACACCAACUGUGGUUGAAGCAGACGAGUCCAGCUCAGAGCAGGUUCCUGUGGAGCCAUCAGACAUUGUUAGUCAACAGCAUGUUGCCGUGGUAACUCAGGAAGAUGGGACACAACAACAGGUCAGUAUUUCUGAAGCGGACCUACAAGCUAUGGGAGGCACCAUCACCAUGGUAACCCAGGAAGGCACAACCAUAACCAUCCCAGCUCAUGAACUGGCAUCGCAAGGCGCUCACUCCGUUACUAUGGUAGCAACGGACGGGUCAGGAGAACAGGUUGCCAUCAUGACGCCUGACAUGGCCUCGUUCCAAACUGUGGAAGAAACAAACUACAGUCACGACACAGAAGAUCUUCAUGCGGUCACAUUACUGGCUACCUCUAAUGGGACUCACAUUGCUGUACAGCUCAGUGAUCAGCCUUCGCUGGAGGAAGCCAUCAGAAUAGCAUCAAGAAUACAACAAGGAGAGUCUCCGGACCUGGACGAUUGAUGGACUUAUUAAAAGAAAGACAGUUUAAAAUGAACUAUAUAUU